This is a messenger RNA of Branchiostoma belcheri (Belcher's lancelet), 3731 nucleotides long. RefSeq lists its product as uncharacterized. The record is from RefSeq and is a predicted model, not a curated record. Gene Ontology annotation, molecular function: ATP binding; transmembrane receptor protein tyrosine kinase activity. Gene Ontology annotation, cellular component: signaling receptor complex. Gene Ontology annotation, biological process: protein phosphorylation; cell surface receptor protein tyrosine kinase signaling pathway; positive regulation of kinase activity. Lineage: Eukaryota; Metazoa; Chordata; Leptocardii; Amphioxiformes; Branchiostomatidae.
AAGCUACAUGUAGCAACCUUCAAUAUGACACUGCAGAACGCGGAUUAAGUGAACUGAUGCGUCUCCUUGUUCUCAAACAACCCGAGGGGAUACAGAACUCCAGUGUUUUCACUUCCCUUGCCAACCCCUUUGAGGGAGAUAGACAAAGUAUCAACUUUCAGGAAAUUGAAAUAGGGAAGUUUCGGGACCGACUAUCGUAGCUAUAUGUGCUUCUGUGCUGUUUUUAGCAGUCUCAGUUGAUUUUUAGUAAAGGGUCUCGCUCCAAAAUGUCUGGAUACACGGUCGUCAGAGUUGUGAUGACAUGUUUACUAUGUAUGUCAAGUUGCUGCAGCCAGGAAUUCUUCAAUGUGUCUAUUUAUGAGAACGCCACUAUCGGGACAGGGAUUUUGGACAUCCAACCACUAAAGACGGCUCCGUCGGUCAAAGAAGGUGGGUGGACGGUAGAAGGCGAUCCGUACAGGCGAUUCCAAAUCCGCGGAGGUACGCUGUUUGUGAAGAACCCUUUGGAUUACGGAGUGCAGAGUGAGUACGUUCUAAACGUCACACGUGAUCAGUACGAAGAGAGGGUGAUCAUUUGGGUACAAGUUGUGGACGUGCCUGGCUAUCCUCCUGUCUUUAACACUAGCUGUGACAUACAAGCCAGAGACACCCAAAGUGAAACAUUUGCACAGUUAACUGUUACAGAGAAAGCACAGAGAUUUCGGAGAAUUUAUUACGGUAACAAAAGGAUUGGCGAAUAUUUUCGUGUUGAUAUCGGGAAUAGCAAGUGCGAAAUAAAAGCUGCAUGGGCUUUACAUACCAGAUGGCAAACACAAAUAGCUUCAGAAGUGUUGGAAAACCCUGAAGUUUGGGAAAGUUCUACCUGUGCACGUCAGUUACAAUCGGCAUCAAUAAUUACCUUGGUGAAUCAAAAAACAAACUUAACGGAGAUCGCACAACCUAUUUUUGGGCCAUCAACUAAUAAUCUAUUCUCCCAGACCUGGAUGUCCGACCCCAAAGUUGAAUUUAUUGCUUUAUUCCAUAUACCUUUUAUACCAGACUCAAACGGCUCUAUCAAACAUGCCUGCAACAUUAGAAUCUCAGAAUACUUAGGACUAACAGAAUACUUUUUGAAAGACAUGUACACUACUAUAACAUUUGAGGGAACGUUGCAACUGCUGCCCUGCCCAAUGCAUAGAUAUGGUCCUGUAUGUAAGAGUCAGUGUACGUGUAAAAACGGUGCCAGUUGUCACAGGUUCAACGGGGCCUGCAAGUGUCCACCAGGCUGGCAGGGGGUCAUCUGUGACAUACCAAAACAGGAACUGUCCAUCAUCUCCACGCCCAGAAAUUCAGAUGAACUGUACAUCACGAGAUCUGUCACCCUUCAAUGUCAAGAACACCACGCCAAUAUUAUAAUGAUGAAGUGGUCGUUUCAACCAGAGAAACAGAGUGGCACCUUUAAGCCUAGGCCUUUGCAUGUGAAAAACGGACGAAAAUUGACAAUAGUGAAUCUUCAGCCUGAAAACAAUGGUAUGUACAUCUGCCAAGCGCACACAUCAGAGGAAAAUGCUAUGAGUGCAAACUUCACCCUUAAUGUAUCUUCCUGCCCACCCAAUCAUCAUGGGUGGAGGUGCAACGAGACUUGCAACUGUCUGCAUGGCGCUUACUGUGACCGAUGGGACGGCUGUGUUUGUCCGAAAGGUUGGAGAGGAAACAGAUGUGAACAUCUCUGUGAACCGGGGUUGUUCGGACUGAAAUGUAAGAGAAGUUGUGCCUGUAAGAAUGGGGCCUAUUGUAGUCCUAGUGACGGAACAUGUAACUGCACGGCAGGUUGGAGAGGAACGACGUGUAGCCAGCCAUGCGAGAAGGGGAAGUUCGGACACAACUGCCAAUCUGACUGCACCUGCAAGAACAAUGCCAGCUGUCAUCACGUGGACGGCAGCUGCACCUGUGUCUCCCCAUGGUCAGGAUCGAACUGUGAUGUCAUCAAGCAGCUGGAUCUUCAAUCAUCUGCUCUCAUUAGUGUUUCUCUUGUUUUAGGCUUCUUUGCUUUUUUGGCCAUCGUAGCAUGUAAGAAUAAAUGGCAGUUUAUUUCUGUGUAUAAAUGUAACCCUGUAGAGGAACAUGCUCUCUGUGAGUUGAGGAAAAUGGAAGAAGACCUGGCAGAGAAGUUACGCCCGGGAUGGCUGCAGCGCUGGCAAAUCGACAGCAGUAGGCUGACAUUAGGAGAUACAAUAGGAAUGGGUGCCUUCGGUCUGGUCACACAAGCCAACCUAAGGUUAGCCAAUGGGCAACGAACUGUUGCUGCCAAGAUGGUCCGUUUCAAGGACAAACUGUGCUACAAGGACUUUUAUAGAGAAACUGCGAUACUUACAGUCAUACAUGAGGAAAAUGGAUACAACCCUGGAAAAUCUAACAUCAUCCAACUGUUUGGAUUCAACACCAAGUCGAAUCCAAAGUUCUUGCUACUUGAGUACGCCAGUAAAGGAAACCUCUUGAACCUCUUAAGACAACAGGAAGAGAAGUUCCCACUGUCUUACUUGCUGUAUUUUGCCAUUGACAUUACACAGGCCCUCAGUCACCUGAAACGUCUACGGAUUUCCCACCGCGACGUGGCCGCUCGUAACGUUCUAAUCACCCAACAGAAUAUCGCCAAACUUGCCGAUUUCGGACUAGCUCGCGACGUUUACACUACGGCACAAUACAUUCCCGUCAAUCGCCAAGGCGAGGAACAACGUCUGCCGUUAAAAUGGAUGGCGAUCGAGUCCCUCCUACAUCUUCAGUUCUCGUGCGAGAGCGACCUGUGGUCCUUCGGUGUGCUUCUGUGGGAGAUUGUAACAGGUGGGACGGACCCCAUGUACGGCAACACACAACAUCCGACCUGUCAGCAGCUGGUGACGAUACUACAGCAGUGGAUCCGUCUGGACAUGCCGGCAGAGUGUCCUCCAGACCUGUACGCCAUCAUGAAGUCAUGUUGGAGGGUUGACCCAACAGCAAGGCCGAAACCGGAUGUGCUGAGAGAAAAACUGGUUCGUGAACAAGAAAAACUGAACCCACACCAAGUAUGCAUUGAGAGGAUAACAACUGUAUGAUUCUUCAUGUAUAGUAAAAUGCUUUCAGGUUUUCUUAAUAUUAUACGUACAAACACGAUUUUAGCGUUCAUCUAGAAGUUGAUGCCUGACCUGUAUAUAGAUGAUGAAGAAUGUGGACACAGAAAUACAAUAGUUUGAUGCCGUUUAUUUCCACGACACAUGCAUCACUCAAUCGUAUGAACGUUAAUUAAAUAACAUAGGAUAUUAGAUCAGUUUGCUCAUAUGUGACGUAUUGCAUCUCUUAGUUAAUUGCCAUGAUUACAGUUUAUAGUUUGAUAUACAGUUUACAGUUUGAUAUAGAGGAAGAACUAUAUCAACUACAUCUAAAACUGAAUGUCUUUCAAGAGGUCUAGAUAAUGGGAUGAAUCUAAGGUUGAAGCCCAGACCAAAGAAGUUUUGGCAAGAAACAUAAAAUUAAGCAAAGUUGUAGGUAGCCAAGGGGCUAUUAAAUCACACCUCACAUUAGUAACGUAGAUAUACUACCUUAUUGAGCAACGUAGUGUAUGCAAUCUUUAAUGUCUCCCUCACAUGUACACCCACUCACUUCAUGUAUGUAAAUUAUCACUUGUUCACUUGCAAUUAGCCCACGGGCAAGAAUUGUCAAAUAAACUUACUAUUAACCGAAUUAGGAACAGCAUGAUUGUUGUGAUGGUUCAAGGA